Quercus robur (English oak) is the source of this 1374-nucleotide messenger RNA. RefSeq names its product agamous-like MADS-box protein MADS1. The transcript has 9 exons. Gene Ontology annotation, cellular component: nucleus. Lineage: Eukaryota; Viridiplantae; Streptophyta; Magnoliopsida; Fagales; Fagaceae. The record is from RefSeq and is a predicted model, not a curated record. The coding region runs from base 178 to 876 and encodes 232 amino acids. Gene Ontology annotation, molecular function: protein dimerization activity; RNA polymerase II cis-regulatory region sequence-specific DNA binding; DNA-binding transcription factor activity, RNA polymerase II-specific. Gene Ontology annotation, biological process: positive regulation of transcription by RNA polymerase II.
UGUUGGUGUAACCUGAGCAAAAUCAUUUGAAGAAAAAAAGUGAGAGAGAGAAAGAAAAGAAAGAACUGCUGCUGAAAACUACAUCAUAGAAUUUGGUCUAAGCCAAACUCACCUAGAAAUACUUGUUUUUAUCCAAAAUUUUUCCAUUCCUCCUAGUUUCUUUACCAGCUUGCAUCCAUGGAGUUUCCGAAUCAAGCACUGGAGGGAUCUUCGCAGAGGAAAAUCGGAAGAGGAAAAAUCGAAAUUAAGCGGAUCGAAAACACAACAAAUCGGCAAGUCACCUUCUGCAAGCGCCGCAACGGUUUGCUAAAGAAAGCCUAUGAACUAUCUGUUCUUUGUGAUGCUGAAGUUGCACUCAUCGUCUUCUCCAGUCGUGGCCGCCUCUAUGAGUAUUCUAACAACAGUGUUAGAGGAACAAUUAACAGGUACAAGAAAGUGUCUACUGAGUCCUCCAACCCGGGAUCUGUUGCUGAACUUAAUGCGCAGUUUUACCAGCAAGAAUCAUCCAAACUUCGAAGACAGAUCCGAGAAAUCCAAAAUCUGAACAGGCAUAUAGUGGGUGAAGCACUUAGCUCAAUGACCUUUAAGGAACUCAAGAACCUGGAGGGAAGAUUGGAGAAAGGAAUCACAAGAGUUAGAACCAAAAAGAAUGAAAUGCUCCUUGCUGAGAUCGAGUUCAUGCAAAAGAGGGAAGUUGAGCUGCAAAAUGAGAACAAUUACCUGCGAGCAAAGAUAGCUGAAAAUGAGAGAGCACAGCAGCAGCAAGGAACAAACUUGAUGCCAGAAACUGUGUACGAGUCCGUGUCCUCACAAACAUAUGAUCGGAACUACCUCCCAGCAAACCUUCUGGAAUCCAAUCAUCAUUACUCUCGCUAAGACCAGACUUCUCUCUAACCAGUUUGACCUAGCCUGAAGGAAGAAAACUGGUGUUAUAUUGUAUCCCUGCCUUUCCUAUGUCUGGUUGAAAUUUUAAUUUGUGUAUUACUGAAAAGCAGUUUGUCCCAGUUCAAAUAAUUAGUGCUAUUUAGAGUUUUCUCCACAAGUCAUAAAUUUGUGUUACUAGAAACGUAUUCCAGUUGUAUGUUCCUGCAAAUACUACGAUAACAUAGUGAGCUUGAAACUUGCUUACGCUGCAUAUUUUGCUGCUCAUUGCAUGUGUGUGUGUGUCUGCAUGCAAAUGCAAAGUUCAAGGUCUUUUUACAAAUAUCACCUUGUGUUUUCAAUGUAUUUUUAUCUGUGGCAAUGAAAACUUCAAUAAUAUUAAAAUCUGCCACUGAUUCUCUGUAGACUAAUUUUGGCAGUGUUAUUGGGCCCCAGUAAGUAUGUAGACGAUUUCCAAAAAUAUUAUUCAGUUUACUUAUGCUUGUUCAUAAA